UGACUCUCGUAGAUUGCAUUUUAGCUGUUACCCUCUUGUUUUUCUAGGAGAGAAACAGAGAGAAAAGUGGCGGGGCAAUGGAGGCGGCCAAUUUGCGUCCCUCACACUUCCUGGCGGCUACAACCGCCCCAUCUCCACCGCCUUCUCCUCCUCCUCCGUCGGCUCCUCGAUCCCUGCAUUUCCUCCGCCACGACUCCAACACUAACUCUCCCAAACUCAAACCGCCGUCCACUUUCUCCGUCCGCGCCUCCGCCGGUGUAUACAACAAUCCCGUGGUGACGCUGCUUGACUACGGAGCGGGCAACGUUCGAAGCGUGAGGAACGCGAUCCGCUCGCUCGGCUUCGACAUCAAAGAUGUGCAAUCGCCAAAAGACAUUCUCAUUGCAGAACGACUCAUUUUCCCUGGGGUUGGGGCAUUUGCUGCAGCCAUGGAUGUGCUAACCCAAAAGGGGAUGGCUGAAGCUUUAUGUACUUACAUCAAGAAUGAUCGCCCGUUUUUGGGCAUUUGUCUUGGACUGCAACUACUUUUUGAGUCAAGUGAGGAGAAUGGACCAGUUAAUGGUCUCGGUUUGAUUCCUGGUGUGGUUGGGCGUUUUAACUCAUCCAAUGGUUUAAGAGUGCCACAUAUUGGUUGGAAUGCUCUGCAACUAACGAAAAACUCUGAAAUUUUGAAUACUAUCCGAAACAAUCAUGUUUAUUUUGUUCAUUCUUACCGUGCCAUGCCAUCAGAUGACAACAAAGAUUGGGUUUCAUCUACGUGCAAUUAUGGCGACAAUUUCAUAGCAUCUGUGAGAAGGGGAAAUGUACAUGCAGUUCAGUUUCACCCAGAAAAGAGUGGAGAUGCUGGUCUUUCUGUAUUGAGAAGGUUCUUAUACCCAAAGUCUUUCUCAACAAAGGUGCUAGAAGUAGGGAACGCUUCAAAACUAGCUAAGAGGGUAAUUGCUUGUCUUGAUGUAAGGACAAAUGACGAAGGUGAUCUUGUUGUUACCAAGGGAGACCAAUAUGACGUAAGAGAGAAUACAAAGGAGAAUGAGGUGAGAAACCUUGGCAAGCCAGUGGAUCUUGCUGGAAAGUACUACAGAGAUGGGGCUGAUGAGAUUAGUUUCUUGAAUAUUACUGGUUUCCGCGACUUUCCUCUGGGCGACUUGCCAAUGCUGCAGGUAUUGAGGUAUACAUCAGAAAGAGUUUUUGUACCAUUAACAGUCGGAGGUGGCAUCCGAGAUUUCACUGAUGGCAGUGGCAGAUACUACUCGAGUUUGGAAGUAGCUUCAGAAUAUUUCCGGUCAGGUGCUGAUAAGGUUUCUAUUGGAAGUGAUGCAGUUUAUGCAGCCGAAGAAUAUAUAAGAUCAGGAGUGAAGACCGGGAAAAGUAGCAUAGAACAGAUUUCCAGAGUCUAUGGUAACCAGGCAGUGGUUGUAAGUAUUGAUCCUCGUAGGGUUUUCUUGAAGAAUCCCGAUGAUGUUGAUUUCAAGACUGUCAGAGUGAGCAACCCUGGCCCGAAUGGAGAAGAAUAUGCCUGGUAUCAGUGCACGGUGAAUGGUGGCCGAGAGGAUAGACAAAUUGGAGCUUAUGAACUUGCAAAAGCUGUUGAAGAGUUGGGGGCUGGGGAGAUAAUGCUCAACUGCAUUGAUUGUGAUGGCCAAGGGAAAGGAUUUGAGAUAGAUCUUAUAAGACUGAUCUCAGAUGCUGUGAAUAUCCCUGUGAUUGCCAGUAGUGGUGCAGGAAAAGUUGAACAUUUCUCAGAGGUUUUCAAAAAGACAAAUGCAUCUGCUGCUCUUGCUGCUGGUAUUUUCCAUCGGGAGGAGUCGGGCAUUGGAUCAGUGAAAAAGCACUUGUCAAACGAAGGCAUAGAAGUUAGAUUGACGCCUUAUAGGCCUCCACCAAGUAGAUUCAGCAGACCUUGGAAUUGACGCCGAAUGAGCCUCCACCAUUUUGAGCUACCUACGAAUCAGACGAUGCUGCUGCACCCCAUUUUGGUAACUGGUUUUGAAUGACGUGAUAUAAUCAGAUUAUGUUGUGACAUUUAAUAAUUUUUGUAGCUCUUUUGAUUAUUAUUGAGAUGUCGUCAUGUGCUUUGAGGCCUUGUAGUUACAACUUCCAAGCUUUAGAUGAUUUAGAUCGAGCCGAAAGCGAAGAGUCUGGUUUUUCCCUCAUCGUCUUAAUUUC
Rhododendron vialii is the source of this 2166-nucleotide messenger RNA. Its product is annotated as imidazole glycerol phosphate synthase hisHF, chloroplastic. Gene Ontology annotation, biological process: L-histidine biosynthetic process. The transcript is spliced from 19 exons. The record is from RefSeq and is a predicted model, not a curated record. NCBI's taxonomy places the organism in Eukaryota, Viridiplantae, Streptophyta, Magnoliopsida, Ericales, Ericaceae. Bases 78 to 1910 code for a protein of 610 amino acids. Gene Ontology annotation, molecular function: imidazoleglycerol-phosphate synthase activity; oxo-acid-lyase activity.